AUGCGCUUUGCUCGUUUCAAGCGUGGCCUGUGUCUCAAAACAGUGGAUUCUUGCUUUCAGGACCUUAAGGACAGCAGACUCGUUGAGGAGACCUUCACAGUGGAUGAGGUGACAGACAUGCUGGAUGGACUGCGGACUGUUGUACACAGCGAAGUGGAAUCGGAGCUCAUAAAUACCACUUACACCAACGUUUUACUUCUGCGGCAACUCUUUUCAGAGGCUGAGAAAUGGUACCUCAAGUUACAGACAGACAUCUCUGAAUUGGAGAAUCGAGAAUUGUUGGAACAGGUUGCUGAGUUUGAAAAGUCAGACUUUACAUCUUCAAACAAGAAGCCCAGUGCAGAUCUCAUUAAACCAAAACUGGCUCCAUUAAAUGAAGGUGGUUCAGAGCUGUUAAACAAGACAGUUGCUUGUCUCCAAGAAGAAAAUGAAAAGUUGAAGAACAGGCUCAAGACCCUAGAAACACAGGCUACAGCUGCGUUAGAUGAUAAAUCCAAACUUGAGAAGUCACUGAAGGAUUUACAGAUGCUCCAAGGAGAUCAAAAGGUAAAUAUAAUUAAGAUUUCCCCCACCACCACUUCUGUUUAA
Mesitornis unicolor (brown roatelo) is the source of this 588-nucleotide messenger RNA. RefSeq names its product leucine zipper transcription factor-like 1 (gene LZTFL1). The record is from RefSeq and is a predicted model, not a curated record. Gene Ontology annotation, biological process: negative regulation of protein localization to cilium. Gene Ontology annotation, cellular component: cytoplasm. The transcript is spliced from 6 exons. Bases 1 to 588 code for a protein of 195 amino acids. Lineage: Eukaryota; Metazoa; Chordata; Aves; Mesitornithiformes; Mesitornithidae.